This is a messenger RNA of Salvia hispanica, 1220 nucleotides long. Lineage: Eukaryota; Viridiplantae; Streptophyta; Magnoliopsida; Lamiales; Lamiaceae. The record is from RefSeq and is a predicted model, not a curated record.
CUUCCGCAUUUGAUGGAUAUUGUCAAUGAUUCAUCUAGUGUGUCCAAAUUUGAAUUAGUAGAUGCUGGAAGUAAAUCUAGGUCUCCGAAGUUGGAUGGUGUCGGUUUUGAACCGAGGUCUAUUGCUGAUGAUAGUUGUGCAGUCAAAACUGAGUGUGUUGCUCCUCGGUUUAAUGAUUCAAGAAAAGUCUCCACCGUUAAGUGGGAUUUGAGUGGCGUGGAUAAUGAACUCAAUCGGACUGCAGAAGCUAUUAGGCUGCUGGAAGUGGAGGAAGAAGGUCGUCAUAGUGAUGUGAAUGGAGUCGAUGCAUCAGUGGAGGAAAGGAUUCAGACGACCCCUCCCGACCACCCUUGUAUCCUCGCUAAAACAGAGGUUGGUUGUGGCAGGGAAUCAUCGGAUGCUAAGAAGGACCAAACUUUCAUUGUUGGCAGUGAGAAGAGCAUCAAUGGCUCCUUGAAAAGGUGUCCAAAUACCAAAGGUGGCGAUAGUUUGAUGGACAAAGCGGCUUUGAAUCCGUGUUCCCGACUAAGGUUCUUCAGGAAUUCUAGGUCAGUCAGUUACAGGAGAUUGCUUCCGUUUCUGAUGGACAUAUCGAAAGCUGAUUCCUGUACUGCAGCAAAGCCGCCAAAAAAUUGCAUCGGUUUGUUUUGGAAGAAGAUAGACAGCCAGCUCCUUCCGCCACUGCUGAACGCUGUUUUGUGAACAAUAAUCUGAAAGAAAAAACAUGCGAAAGAAUACACGAUGAAGCUAGAAUUCAAACUGCUGCAGAUGGUUCGUCUCCUGAUAGUAAUAGUAAUCUGAGGUCGGUUAAUUCUGCAACUCUUCCUGAUAUAGGCACGGUGAAUGAAGAAACUGGGCAAAGUCAAAGUGGUCUGGCAAAGUUACCACUAGAUCUUGGGUCAAAAGAGAGUAUGUUAGUCUCGGAACCAUCGUCGGUUGUCAAUUGCAUUCAGACCAAGCAACAUACUCCUGAAGAGCCUAGGUCAGCUGAGAAACACGACACGUGCUUGAGUGUAGAAUUAGAACUUCAUAGUGGCAAUACUGAUACAAGUGAAAUAGUUAACUUGAAGCAACCCUCGUCCCCGGUCAACACGUUGGAUCAUUUGGGUGCCUUGGUUUCUCCUAACAACAAGCCUUUCAAGGGAAUACUCAAGAGAAAUCGCCAAGGGUGCAGAGGGCUAUGUGAUUGCUUGAACUGUGCUUCUUUUCGUCUUCAUGCU